This is a messenger RNA of Trichoderma breve, 5070 nucleotides long. Its product is annotated as RING-variant domain-containing protein. The coding region runs from base 1 to 5070 and encodes 1689 amino acids. Gene Ontology annotation, molecular function: zinc ion binding. The transcript has 2 exons. The record is from RefSeq and is a predicted model, not a curated record. Gene Ontology annotation, cellular component: endoplasmic reticulum membrane. Lineage: Eukaryota; Fungi; Ascomycota; Sordariomycetes; Hypocreales; Hypocreaceae.
AUGGACGACGCCUGGGACGCCUCAGACGUCGGGCCCGCCGCCCAACUUCGAGAUACGACCCGGCACGACGAUGGCCUCGGCGCCACCGACACGGCCCCUUCGAUAUGCCGAAUAUGUCGUGGAGAGGGCACGCAGGCCGAGCCGCUCUUCUACCCGUGCAAGUGCAGCGGCAGCAUCAAGUAUGUUCACCAGGACUGCUUGAUGGAGUGGCUCUCGCACUCCCAGAAAAAGUACUGCGAGCUGUGCAAGACGCCGUUCCGAUUCACAAAGCUCUACGCACCAGACAUGCCGCAGUCGCUGCCCGUGCACAUCUUCGUCGAGCACAUGGCCAAGUACCUGUUCCGCAACUUUUUGGUCUGGCUGCGGGCAGCCGUGGCCAUAAGCGUCUGGGUCUUUUGGCUUCCCUACUUCAUGAGGGCCGUCUGGUCCUUCAUGUUCUGGGUCAGUGACGAGGGCCCGGGUGCUGGUUCCAUCAUGUCGCGCAUCAACGAGACCAACAACACCAUGUCUAAUAUUCCUUCGUCUAUUCUGGCUAUUGGCACCUGUCCCGCCAGCCCUCUACUUGCUGCCACCACCACGUCAGCGGCUGAGGUCGAAGCUGUAGUCGGGCAGCUCCAGGGCAAGGAAGUUUCCGAUUACUUGGUGCGAUUCUUACUCGGCUCAUUCACCUCUCCCUUGCUGGCCUCAGAUGCUGAGCUUGGACAGAUGUCCAAUGCAUCUGCAGCACCAGGCAACGCUAGUCAAUCAUUCGUUACUACGACCCUCCUCGGCAAUGUCGCAUUCAUUGGCAACCUAACGAGAAGUGCCAGCUUGAACCGUGCCAUUGUAUCUGUGUUGGAAGGGCAGGUCAUUACCGUUCUGGUAAUAAUCUCCUUCAUUCUCAUCAUACUUGUUAGAGACUAUGUGGUUCAACAACAGCCAGAAAUCAAUAUGAGAGCCGCCUUUGCCGCACCGGAAAAUGACUUCCCGAUUGCUGUACCAGAGAUUGUUCAGCCAGAACACUUGCCGGCAAACCCAGAACCCACCGAUUCGGACGAGGAAACCCUGGAGGACAGCGAUCAGGCGGGUGCCCAAGACUGGCGAUUGAUCCCAGCGGACCCGCUCGCGGCUGCUGACGAGCAGCCAUUGACUCCGGAUUCCUCGAAUCAUUCCCUGCUAGACCAUGAACCGUACCCCACUUCCAGUACCAACACGUCGUUACAGAACGACCAACUGAAUUCCCAGGCACGUGAAGGUGCUGAUGAUGGGGAUGCUGCGGAAGAACGAGCCACUGUCGAAGACUAUCUGCGAAUUUACCGCCGCGCAAAUGGAGAUCUCCAAGACAUAUUACGAAUCAUCGAGGAGGAAGGGCUCCAAGAGAAGCUCAAAUACUGGGUCGAGGUUACUAGGCGAUCGACUAUGGACAAUGCUAACCGUCACGCCGCAAGCGAGGCUACAAGUGAGCCUGUCGCGGAGGAAGAGGAACAGCACGAGCAAGAUCUUGGUUCGGAUCAUGACACCCUCCCAUCUCCAUCCACAUGGAAAGGAAAAGAACCGGCUUGGUCUCCGGAACCUGAAGACGUCGAUAUGUCGGGCCCGGCUGCUGACUUGGAGGAUGAUCUAUAUGAUAUUGCCACCAGACCUCGUUCAAUGUCUGACGGCUUCCAAGAGCAACGAUUCGUUAAUCCGCUGGCCAACAACUCAUGGUCCUUUGAUGCACUUCCUACAGAUGACGACCACGAUGAAGUAUCUCAAAUCCUUCCCGUCAUCCAAGAGCAGCCCGGACAGGAUCUUGGCGAUAUGCAGCCAACCCAUAAUGACGACAGCCAUCUCAACAGAGAAAACUAUCGGCGCCUUCCGGAGAGGGAUAUCCACCAACACCAACCCGUCAGAGAAGUCUACCAACGCUACCCUGUACAUAGAGAAGUGUAUCAGCGCCAUCCGGAUCCAGAAGAUAGAGACGCCCACCACUUGGAUGCUGAAUUCGAAGCUCAACCGCCUCACAUAAACGGUGCGGCCGGGGAAGCCGCUGCCAACGGUGGUGAUGUCCCAGCCGGUGGCCUCGUCGACAGAGUUGCCGACUUCAUGUGGGGCAAUUUGAAUGAGCAGGAUGCUGCAGAAGCCGGCCCUGUUGCUGACGCUGCCGUUGAACAAGCAGCCAUCGCCGCCGAGAGAGCUGCUGCUAUACGAGCUGUUGCUGAGCAAGCGGCUGAAAAUGACGACCUCUGGGCGGGGGCUAACGCCGAGGAUGGUGAUGGGGUUCCCGCCGACGGCAACGCUGCUGGAUUCGAUCCCGAGGCAAUCGACGACUUGGAAGAUUUCGAGGGAGUCAUGGAACUCAUUGGCAUGCGUGGCCCUAUUGCAGGGCUUUUCCAAAACGCCAUAUUCUGCGCCGUGCUUGUGUCUGUCACCAUCUUUGCUUGCAUUUUCCUCCCCUACAACAUUGGACGUGUCUCGGUCUGGCUCCUUGCAAGCCCCAUGCGAGUUGUUCGCUUGCUCUUCGAGCUCUCCAAGUUGCUACAGGAUGCCACUUUCCUGGUCGCUGGACUUGGCUCUUGGGGCGCGCUGAACAUUGUCGAGAUGCUCGUAACCGUCGUGGGCGCCUCCGCUAAAGCCCAUGUCGUUUCGGCUAGGAAAAUGUCUUGGGGCUUAUGGACAGGCGCUGCUACCAGAUUAUCUACGUGCCUCUUCAUAGACUUUUUCCCCAUGACGACAACGGAAAUUCACAACUUUUCGGCAGUGAGCCACGACGCACUCAACACCGUCAAGUCAAACAUCUUGGCUGUGUUCUAUAACCUCAAGGAUAGCCUGAGUAUGGCCCGCGAUAUGGGUUUCGACAAGAUCCUGUCAACGACAACGACGGUGGUUGGUUCCACCUCCGAGACGCUUGUCAAGCUUUCAUCCCAGCUUAUGAAGCCCAGUUCGUGGGUGAUUGAUCUGAGCUUGGCCGAAGAGUGGCCUGCAGUCGAUCCGCAGUUGGCACAUUGGUCAAGCUUGGACAGAUUUUGGGCAAUUCUCGCCGGCUACACCACCGUGUUUCUGAUUGGUGCGUUGUAUCUGAAAAAGGGAAGCCCGUUCUCGAGGGGCACGACGAUGCAUGCAUGGGAGGCCGGUGUCAUCGACUUUCUCCAGCAGGCCAGCGGCAUCAUCAAAGUGAUACUCAUCAUAAGCAUCGAAAUGCUCGUCUUUCCUCUUUACUGCGGUCUGCUUCUCGACGCCGCCCUGCUGCCACUUUUCGAGGGCACCACGCUGACGAGCCGGAUCGUCUUCACUUGCAAGUAUCCGAUGACGUCGGUAUUUGUGCACUGGUUCGUAGGCACCGGCUACAUGUUUCACUUUGCCCUCUUCGUUUCCAUGUGCCGGAAGAUAAUGCGACCAGGCGUUUUGUACUUCAUCCGAGAUCCUGACGACCCCGAGUUUCACCCCGUCCGAGAUGUACUGGAGAGAAAUCUCACAACUCAACUGAGGAAGAUUCUCUUCUCUGCUUUCGUGUACGGAGCUCUCGUGAUUGUGUGUCUCGGUGGUGUUGUGUGGGGCCUGUCAUUUGCCAUGCCAGGCGUGCUCCCCAUUCACUACUCUUCCAACGAGCCAGUAUUGGAAUUUCCAGUCGAUUUGCUCUUUUACAACUUCCUCAUGCCCCUUGCCGUCAAAUUCUUCAAGCCCAGCGACGCGCUCCACACCAUGUACACUUGGUGGUUCCGCAGAUGUGCACGAGCUCUCAGGCUGACAUAUUUCCUGUUUGGGGAGAGAAGAAUUGACGAGGAAGGAGUUUUGCAGCUUCGUCCUGGAACUACGGCUGGCAGGCUCCCUCAGACGGGUUUCCUGCUCGAGCUCGGUGAGGGGAACGAAAUUGUACCUAAGACUUGGCGAGAUACCUUUGAGGGUGGCGAUUUGAAGCCAAACACGACCAUGAACUCCGAACAAAGGAGAGACCUCCGCCGCAGAAAGGCUCAGCUCGUCGAUUCCCAGCAGCUUGUCAAGGAUGGUCGAUUUGUCCGGGCCCCCGCAUCGGAUCGUAUCAAGAUUCCCAAGGGGCAGAAGAUUUUUCUGACAGUGAGCGAGCGCAACCACCGCCGAGAUGGCCGGUCGGACGACGAUCUCUAUGCUUCAGACCAGUACCUUAUGGUCUACGUGCCUCCCAACUUCCGCGCAAGAGUCUUUUUAUUCAUUCUCUUCAUCUGGCUUUUCGCCUCGGUCACCGGUGUGGGCUUCACCAUUAUCCCCCUGGUUUUUGGCAGACGAAUUUUCAAGGAGCUGAUACCACACUACAUCCGAACGAACGACAUCUACGCCUUCAGCAUUGGCGUGUUCUUGCUCGGCUCAGUUGCCUAUUCGAUAUUCCACUACCACGUCAUUAAGGAGACGGUUCAGAAGUGGACUGAGCAGGCACGCCGCGACUUGUUUGAGGGCAAGGCUGUGGGACGAGGAGCCAUGAUUGGCCUCCGCCUGGCUAAGCUUUUUUACGUUUACUUUGCGCUUUUGAUUGUGUUCCCACUGCUUACCUCGCUGCUGAUGGAGCUAUAUGUCACCAUCCCACUGCACACGUACAUGUAUCCUCCUGCGGCGAUUUCGACUCUAAAGGACCAGGCAGUGGAUCGCCACACGGUGCGUGUCAUUCAGUCGUGGGUUCUGGGACUGCUCUAUCUCAAGUUGGGAAGUCGAUUGAUUACUUCGCUGUUCCCGGAUAGCCGCGCCGCUACCGCAGUUCGUUCCAUCAUGCGCCGCGGGUGGCUGCGUCCCGACGUGCGCCUUCUGACGCGAGCUUUUGUUAUCCCAGGCCUGAUGGCAUCUACUGUGGCUAUUUUCGGGCCACCCAUGAUGGCGGGAUUCGUUAUCAAGCACGGUGGCCUCGGCGGAGGCGCUGUGGUCGAGGAUGCCGCCGAGGCAGUAAGGCUGACGGUGCUCUACAGACAGUCUUAUCCUGCGGCAGCGUUUGCCGCCAUACUCGCCAAGCACGCGGUCGGUCUUGUCAAGGUGACGAACCGGUGGACGGCGGGCGUUAGGGAUGAGGCGUAUUUGAUUGGUGAACGCCUGCACAACUUUGGGUCCAGGGCAUCUGGGACAAAGAGAUCUAGCAGGACCCAGCGGUAA